AUGAUCUCGGCUACCAGGAUGUCGGCUACCGCGCGGGCGGCCACCUUGAGAUCUCAAGUGCCCAAUAUGAAAGCCACCUAUGGCACCGCGGUCGCCUUGCAGCGGUCUAUGAUUCAGUCCGCUUCUAUUACCACGUCGCCAGCAGCGAGAUCCCCUCUUCUUAUUAACUCCGAACGUCCUGCAUCUCAGAUCCUUUCCCCGUACGCUGCUCUUCCGCUCACAAAGUCAUUCCACGCCGCCACUGCUCGCUGGCAGGAGCAGCAGCAGAAUCAAGAACAGCAGAAGGAAAACAAGUCCGACGGCACAAAUCAGGAGAAGAACGAGGAGUCGAAGGACCAGGAGAAGGAAGGAAAGAAGGAAGAAGGAAAGGAGGAGGCUCCUCCACCGCCCCCUCAUGGAGACAAGUCACCUUGGCAGGUGUUCCGGGAGACCCUGCAGUCUGAAUUCAAAGCGUCCAAGGAAUGGAAUGAGUCGACGAAGGCCCUGGCCUCCUCGGCUCACGAGUUCUCCGAGAACGAAAACAUCAAGCGGGCUCGCGCCGCUUACGAGGCUGCCUCGGGAGCUGCCACUUCCCGAACCUCGACGGCAUUCAAAACCACUGGCCAGGCUAUUGGCAAGAGUGCUGCGUGGACAUGGAACACGCCUGUUGUUCAGGGUAUCAGGAAAGGUGUCAACGCGACUGGUUCCGGACUUGAAAAGGCCACUCGACCUGUGCGAGAGACCGAGGCUUACAAGAGCGUGAAGGAUGCCAUUGAUGACGGCAGCAGCUCUCGCUACGGAGGCUGGAUCGAGAAGGAGGAGCGACGCAAGCAGCGUCAGAAGCGUGAAGCGCUGGAAGCCCAGUCUGGUCGUCGAGUCGAGCCCAUGGUUGAAGAUCCCAACGCUGGUACGAACGUCACUCUUCACAAGGAUUCCGCCUGGAAGGAGUCGUGGCGCGACUUCAAGGACUCGAACCCCAUGAUGCAGAAGCUUUUCACUCUGAAGGAAACCUACAACGAAUCUGAGAACCCUCUCAUCAGUACCGCCCGCAGCAUUUCGGACCGCGUUGCCGGGUUUUUUGCCGAAAAUGAAACCGCCCAGGUUAUCAAGAGAUUCCGCGAGAUGGAUCCCAACUUCCAGAUGGAGUCCUUCCUGAGAGAGAUGCGCGAGUACAUCCUUCCUGAGGUGCUUGAUGCCUACGUGAAGGGAGACGCCGAGACUCUGAAGCUUUGGCUCUCCGACGCUCAAUACCACGUUUAUGCUGCCCUUGCGCAACAGUACAGCACCGCCGGACUCAAAUCGGAUGGCCGUAUUCUUGACAUUCGUGGCGUUGACGUCUCCCACGCGCGCAUGCUCGACCCCGGUGACAUUCCCGUGUUUGUUGUGACCUGCCGUACGCAGGAGGUUCAUGUCUACCGCAACGUCAAGACACAGGAACUCGCCGCCGGCAUGGAAGACAAGGUCCAGCUGGUGACAUACGCCAUCGGUCUGACCAGGAUACCCGAGGAUGUCAACAACCCCGAGACCCGAGGAUGGAGACUGAUCGAGUUGCAGAAGGCUGCCCGCGAUUAUAUCUAA
Messenger RNA from Aspergillus melleus, 1557 nucleotides. RefSeq names its product protein translocase subunit TIM44 (gene tim44). Gene Ontology annotation, cellular component: mitochondrial inner membrane. Gene Ontology annotation, molecular function: protein-folding chaperone binding. The record is from RefSeq and is a predicted model, not a curated record. Lineage: Eukaryota; Fungi; Ascomycota; Eurotiomycetes; Eurotiales; Aspergillaceae. Gene Ontology annotation, biological process: protein import into mitochondrial matrix. The transcript is spliced from 2 exons. The coding region runs from base 1 to 1557 and encodes 518 amino acids.